Messenger RNA from Porites evermanni, 9690 nucleotides. Lineage: Eukaryota; Metazoa; Cnidaria; Anthozoa; Scleractinia; Poritidae. The record is from the annotation of a GenBank genome assembly.
AUGAUACGAACAAAAACAAAGACUGUCAGUCUCCGAUCUUUUUACGGCAUUGACAACCUUACGAUUGAUAUGUAAGUAUGGUCUAUGGUCUGGUCUUUUGCGGCCGGGCUCUUUGUCAUAUGAGUUUGGGUGCAAAGUUAUUCUUGAAACAAGGAUCUGCUAUAUUAUUUCUUAUUUGAUUAUGACUCCUAUCAUCUUUCUAUCGCUUUUUUCAAUAGAAGUUUAAAUGAAGGAAAAAUUGGGAUUAUGAAAUUCAGGGAUGACGAACGUAACUGCACAAUUCAUCUGUGAGUGAAUUCAUCAUUACAACAACAAAGAUAUCAGAAAUCUGAAUAUGUGCAGUUAUUUUUUCUCUAUCAUUAGCUCUUAGUUGGUGAUUAAUUUUUCUUUUCAUAAUUUUUUUUUUUUACAUUAGGGGAUUAGGACGCGAUGAUUCUGAAUAUAGCGUCAUUUCUGAUAUCGUCAUUUCUGAAAAAGAUUAUUGGGUGAAACAACAAAUACUAGCGGCUUUUAAACGAUCUGGAUUUGCCAAUGAAAGUGGUGGACGUUAUAAGUUACUUCCAUGUGAAUUUGGAACGUACGUUAAUGCUUCUGCUAAAACCAUCAACUGCACAGAGUGCCCAGCAGGUAAAUUUAUUCGCAGUUUAUGAAAGCUGCACAAUUAUAUCGUCGGGAUAAUAUGUCUACAUUGUUAGCCAGCCCUGUUCUCAUUAUGGUUUAAAGGUACUUACAUGUAGUAUUAGAUGGCGUGUGCUUAUCUCUGGAAUACGAAUUCAAAGUAUCUAUCUAAAGACAGUGAUAAGACUCUGGUUGAUAAUUUUUUCCCUGUAAAAUUUUGUUACGCGGGUUAUCUUUUAGAGGACGGGUAGCUUGCAAACCAAACUGAACGCAGGGUUGUCGGAACAGCAACAAGAAGAUUUAUUCCAAAAAUGAACGUAGUUUCCACGAAGUAAAACUCCACAACAGCACGUAACUCGUUAAACUUACACGGCCUCCGCCAACUUCAAUUAACUUGAUAAGCUUACACGGCCUCUGCCAACUUGAAUAAACACUGCUUGCGUCACACUUGACUAAACCCGACUAACGCCAAACUCUCUUCGCUUAUGAAAACUAGGUAAAACUUAACUCGGACCUGCCUACUUAUAUACUUUCACAAUAACAUUCUAGAACUUUCUAAAUAGUCUAAUUUUAUAGAAAGAUUACAAAAUAUACCGCUACAGAAACGCUUACACAAGAUCCUAAAAUAAACAAACAAUGAACUCUCGCAAACCUUCUAGAAUGUCACGUUCAAAAGUCACGCAAUACAAUUUUUCGUAACAAAUUUAAUACUGUAAACGGAAAGGAACCAAGUUGUUCGAGGUCACUGGUAACAUAUCUUCAUUGAGUCCAAACCUAUAUUUGUUUGAUUUUGGAGUAAAACGGUGUUACUUCAGGCUGGAAAUUUCAGAUAGUGUGUAAGUUCCGGUAAUGAGGAAAAGUACACAAGUCAAACAAAUAUUCGACAGCAAUCCUAUGAUUAUUGAGUGGACAGCGAUGAGGAAAAAUCGCUUUAGCUACAACAUUUAGAAAGUCAUGUUCGCCUUAUAUACUAGAAAUACGUAUAGCUGUUUUUCACUGUCACGCCAUCGAAAAUAAAAACCAAAACCGUUCAAUAGUUUAAGUCCAGAAUCUGGGAAAUGACAGACAAAGAAUUUUGGAUCUAGAAUUGUCGAAACAAAGGCUCUCCAUGAGCCUCAGGCCGGUGCAAUUUUUCACAUGCGAGAUAUCGGAGAUAGAUUUAAUCUAAAUUGAUAAAGCUUUUGUAUGGAGGCGCCAUGUUGUUACACCUCUGAGCGGCACCAACAUGGCGGCUGAAAAUUAACAGCAACACACGUUACCGAGUUUUGUAUAACACUUUUCUUAAUUAAUAAAAGGACUGCUCAGAUAGCAAAAUUAGAAAUUCAAAUGUACUCUAAGACAGAACGAAGGUACCUUUCGAAGUGGUGAUUUGUAAAUAAAGCUUUUUGCUGCUGUAACACUUAAUGAAAGUUAAAACUCAAGGGAUCAAUCAUUCUUUAUUUUUGAAAUUUGGUGACGCUAUGUGAAAACUGUUGAAGCCAAAAAUGUAUUAAUUGCCUACAAAUGUAAUAAGAAUUGAUCACUGAUGUAAUUUAACGACCUUAAUGCUAUGAAAACCAUAUAUACUCGAUUCUGUCUGGACACAAAGGACCGCGGCGCUCUUUCGAAAAAUACAAUAUAUGCGCCGCCCUCAAAUAACCUUAGCAAUACGCGCCAGGCACUCUUUCGAAUUAACAGAGUUCAUUGGGUUAAAUGAGUGCAGUAGAAAAUAAAGUUUCUACGAAACAGCGCCGCGAACCUUAUUUGUUUCCCUUCUUUUGUGUGCGGCUGUUAUUACUGGGCGGUUCCAUUUAGAAAAAAAAAAAUGAAAUCUUUUAUUUUUUCGGAAGAGCACCGUGGCGCUUAUUUGUGUCCGACUUUUACUGAGGGUGGCGCUCUUUCGAGCAACACGGUUUUGAUAGCAUUUAAAGGUUUUAAUUUCAUCAGUAUAUUUUUUACCAAUUUGUAUUACAUUUAAGGGCUUCAUUACAUUUGUGGCUUCAACACACAUAUACUAAACUUUAUUGAUAUUACCUUUUAGGCGAUCAGAAUAAAUAUCACGUGACAGUGACGACACGGUAGUUUUAGCUCCAAAUCGAAUUUUAGCCCUUGCAUCGGUAUUUUCCUUGAAAAUGCUUUACGCUACGUAUUACCUUUCUAUAAAUUAGAUAAANUAAAGCUUUUGUAUGGAGGCGCCAUGUUGUUACACCUCUGAGCGGCACCAACAUGGCGGCUGAAAAUUAACAGCAACACACGUUACCGAGUUUUGUAUAACACUUUUCUUAAUUAAUAAAAGGACUGCUCAGAUAGCAAAAUUAGAAAUUCAAAUGUACUCUAAGACAGAACGAAGGUACCUUUCGAAGUGGUGAUUUGUAAAUAAAGCUUUUUGCUGCUGUAACACUUAAUGAAAGUUAAAACUCAAGGGAUCAAUCAUUCUUUAUUUUUGAAAUUUGGUGACGCUAUGUGAAAACUGUUGAAGCCAAAAAUGUAUUAAUUGCCUACAAAUGUAAUAAGAAUUGAUCACUGAUGUAAUUUAACGACCUUAAUGCUAUGAAAACCAUAUAUACUCGAUUCUGUCUGGACACAAAGGACCGCGGCGCUCUUUCGAAAAAUACAAUAUAUGCGCCGCCCUCAAAUAACCUUAGCAAUACGCGCCAGGCACUCUUUCGAAUUAACAGAGUUCAUUGGGUUAAAUGAGUGCAGUAGAAAAUAAAGUUUCUACGAAACAGCGCCGCGAACCUUAUUUGUUUCCCUUCUUUUGUGUGCGGCUGUUAUUACUGGGCGGUUCCAUUUAGAAAAAAAAAAAUGAAAUCUUUUAUUUUUUCGGAAGAGCACCGUGGCGCUUAUUUGUGUCCGACUUUUACUGAGGGUGGCGCUCUUUCGAGCAACACGGUUUUGAUAGCAUUUAAAGGUUUUAAUUUCAUCAGUAUAUUUUUUACCAAUUUGUAUUACAUUUAAGGGCUUCAUUACAUUUGUGGCUUCAACACACAUAUACUAAACUUUAUUGAUAUUACCUUUUAGGCGAUCAGAAUAAAUAUCACGUGACAGUGACGACACGGUAGUUUUAGCUCCAAAUCGAAUUUUAGCCCUUGCAUCGGUAUUUUCCUUGAAAAUGCUUUACGCUACGUAUUACCUUUCUAUAAAUUAGAUAAACAGCAAUUAAACCACAACUCGUUAAUAUAUUUUCUCUAACUUACUUUUUCUCAGUGCUGCAAUUGAUCGGCAUACUAUGAAAUCCGCGAAUUUCAUGUUUAUUGAAAACAAAACUUUUAAAGUUGUUUAACGCAAACGCAGGCCCAAAAUUGAAGCAAUGUCAUAGAUUUAGAUAAUUUCUUGCUCUGGGAUUUGCUAUUUGUAGUGUUGUGUCAGUUUAGGUCUUUAGUAUGCGUUUUGUGAACUAAUUUUAAGUGUUAGGAGUAUUUAUGCAGGCGAUGGUAUUAAAGAGUGGAAAUUAUUUAUUAAGGGUCGUCAUUAGUUGUUUGCCUAUAGCCGGUGUACUUAUAGGUACUUACUUAACACUUCAGGCUCGAGUUUACAACAACAACAACAAGUACUUCCCAUGCAGCACAAGAUAAUUUUCCGUGCGUGGCUGCCCAUGCCACCGAAAUCUUUCCCGAACAUGGUAAUGUUGUAGAAAGGGAUAAAAGUGAGGAAAGGGAAAACAAUUAGAGAACAUACGUUUUAUACGCGAGUUCAUCAGACGUCCGCUAUUUAAACCUAUUCAGCAAUUGAUAACAUUGCCAAUUUCAUUUAAUUUGAGAAAGCGUGACACCGUCACUACCUCUUUUUACCAGUUUUCUCCCUUUCACAACAUUACCAUAUUUCAGAAAGAUUUUGGAAAGCAACCAAGAGCGGUAAAUUUAAGCCAAUUUUCAGGUAUAAUUACUAGUGUUUUAUAAAACUGGUCCAGAUUCAUCCACCUUAUUCCUGUAUUGGUUUAUUUCUCAUAUUUCAAGAGAUAAUAAGCUAAGAGAGCGAAUCGCCCAUACAUGGCCCUGUUCCUAUGAAAUAUAUUUGAAAUCUAUUUUUGGUUCUGGAACUGCGUGGCUGUUUUAAUGACGCCACCUUAUUGGUCGGUUAGAACUGCGUCGUGUAAUUCUAUGCUUGACGGUUAAUUCAUUUCACUAACCAUCACGUAGUAAGUAACGAAACGAGCGAGCUUUUUGAUAAAAGUUAAAUUGUCUAUCGUCAAUUCAAUAUAUUUUUAGAGCUGAGGCAUUUAAUCCCAGUAAGUUUUCUGAUGUAUCACAUCUACCUUUUAUUUUCCCUCGCUAGUGAUCUUUUUUGAUCCUUUAUUCUUUCAGGAGGUUUCUAUUCGGACACGAAAGCUUUUGUAAAUGACGGCUGCCGAAAAUGCACCUUUGGAACUUUUGUACAUUACAAUAAAGCACCCGGGAAAAGACCGUUUGACUGCAAGCCAUGUCCAGAAGGUAAUUCUCUAAAACUCCCACUCUUACCGCACUAUGGAGCAUAAUAUUAGUUAUCAUUUGAUCCAAAUUCAGCUUCCUUCUCAUUAGCCGAGACCCUAUCACGUGACCUGCAAUUAACUGCCUACAAAUAAUUGUCUGCUCAUGCGUAAUGUCGUCCUACUUUCUUUGCCUGCAAAUAAUAUUCUCCUUAUGGAUCGCUCUUGCGAGAGUUGUAGUUAUAUGUAUGUCCAUAUUGUAUUUAGCUCUAAUUAAAACUAGAGGUUACAAAUAUGUGUGUAAUGCUGCACGCAGAUACUGGGUGUCUGAGAAACGGUGAACUGAUAUACGCAUGCAAUUAACAUAUGUGGAAUAAAGGAUGAUUUUAAGUGUUUACGCGCGCCACAAUGAGUAAAAGGUAGCGCAAAUUGGAAUAACACAAAAUAAAUAAAUGAAUAAAUAAUGCGAAGAUUUGAUUUCUAUAGUCUCUACAAAUUAGCAUAAUAACAAAGGAUCACAAGUUCUUCAAGUGAAUACCUUUGCGCGAAUCGAGCUUAAAAAUCAAGACCACUUUUCAGCCCGUGUUCAUCAGCAGAAAACUCAACGAAGACCUUAAAUUUCGAGAAGUCAAGCCAGCCAUUGUUAACCAACAAUGUGCGAUGCAGGAUAUGUUGGUUAUACUCGCGGCCACCUCCACGAACGCGUUGAUGGACACAAACAGAAAUCGUCGUCAAUUUGUAAACAUUAUCUUAGCGAACAUAACUCGGACGUACCACCUUUUCUUUCAGAACAAUUUCACGUGCUCACUAAAGGUUCUAACAAAUUUGAUUGCCUAAUUAAGGAGAUGCUCUUUAUAAGAAAACUCAAACCAUCCCUAAACGUGCAGGCGGACUCGAUUCGCGCAAAGGUAUUCACUUGAAGAACUUGUGAUCCUUUGUUAUUAUGCUAAUUUGUAGAGACUUUAGAAAUCAAAUCUUCGCAUUAUUUAUUCAUUUUGCCUUGAGAAUGGUGUCAUGAUGAUACCGAAACGUCGGCUUUUAACGUUAAUAUUCGCUUGCAGAUGUAUUUAAAGUUAAAAUAAAACAGCGUUUUUAAGGGUAUUUUUGGAAAACUAAGUUUUAGAUAUUUGACAUUGUAAAUUUAGCUGAAGAGCCUUUUUGGGGAGAUUAAUAAAGUUAUUAUUAUUGCCCCCGCAGGGAUUUCGCCCAGAAGGCGAGAUCCCGAGGAGGCACUCUAGUAACUCGCGCGUAUAUUAAGGAAAGUACUUACAGUUGAAACAUACAGUCACAAAGUCAAUAUAGAAAAAAUCUCGAUUUGCUUGACCAGGGGCCGCGAGGAAUCGGUAGGUAAUGAUGACGUUUCUAUUGUUUGCGCCCGCAAGUACGAAAUGGUUAGGAUGACGUAAAGAAAGAACAUCCCCAAGGGACCGCUUAGGUAGAUUUUGUGACAUUUAUUGUGCAGUCAUACUUCGACACUCUUUUGCGUUACGCGGUUAUCAGUGACAUUCUGUGGAGCAGUUGUUUCAGUGAAAGUUAUGGACCAAAAUUUUAACGACACUCGUUAAGCGCAGAAGAAGUUAUAAAGUGCGUAUAAAUGUGUAUAUAUAAACACUUGGAGAGUUUGUUAGACACGAGUUCACAAAUCUUUCAUUGGAAACCUUGCCAGACACUCUUUCUCUCUCUUUUACCGGAAUAAGACUCAGCUCCAAACAAGCAAGACGAGUGAGCAACAGCUAGCUUCUCACUAGCAAACGAUGUACGAUUACAGAAAUUCGCCAACAAUCAAAUUCUGUGCUGACUUAUUCCCUGCUCACAGAUGUCCUUCCGCUAUAAAGUUUAAAAUAAGACUAGAAUGCGCGAGUGUGAAUUAAUCAAACGUCCUUUUAUUAAAUUUCUAAGGCUUCCUUUCCGGCAAAUAAAAUGAACUGAAUGUAAAAAGUGAAAGAAAAAUAGCGAAAAAUUCAACUUCUUAUUAAAUCUUUUCUUAUGGUUUAGAAUAAACUAUUCUCGAAACUUCCAGUCCAGUCCAGUCACUGGCAAUAUUUUCAGGUCAGGUGCAUGUUCUUUGCAUAAGGAACUUUGUCACUUGGGCCUGAUUAAUACAAACGGGUAAGUGACGUUUACUGAAAAUUCGAGGACUUCGAGAAGUGAGAUUCUCUGAUAUCUCAGGUCACCGGAGUAUUCGGAUCUGUAUCGUACGCCAGUGUUUGUUUACAAUUGGUGAUAACAGAGAUUACGAGUAAAUGAACUUUCCAAAGUUUGGCUCAGAAAGUUUAGUCAAACUUAUUUUCUUGUCAAGGGCUGCUGCAGUCUAAAUUCGAAUAAUAUGUCGCAAUAGAAACCAAACACUGAGUUUUCCUGGUUGAAAAAGUGUCAAUCAACCAAGUAAGACAACAGCGAGCAAAAGGAGGUAAAAUGGAGAAACCCCUCAAAUCACACGUACACGUUUUCGUCUAGCGCGCUUGCUUUUGGUGGGCCGAAAAGGCUUUUAGUAUGACAUACAGGAAGAAUGGUUUCUUCAAAAGGACCCUUUCACACCGGCUAAAUAUAUAUACCCUUGAUGCUAUAACAUUCUGAAAUAUGGUAAAAUUCACUGUAUCAACAAAGCACGAAACAUUACUUUCUUUGCGCGGGUGUUAAAAAUAGAAAGAAAGCCUAGAUCAAGAUAAAGUAUAGCUUGAAAGUAAGGUUAAGAAAUGUGCAACAAACUUUGUAAAGAUGAACUAUAGAUUAGCUUUCGUUUUCUCGUACGAGCGUUUUGAAAAUGCCGUUUUUUGCAUAAUUUGCUUCGGGCCUUCGACCAGGUUUAGGCCGAUUUUAAACAUUCCUGUUUUUCGCAAAGACGGAGCUUCGCUGGAUCUUUUAAAUAUUGUUUUUUAAAAUAGUUUACCAAAAGGGUUUUUUUUCGGUGAGAUAAAAAAAAUCGAAUUUUUUGAUCCGGGGCCGGAUUCUCGAUAUUUACUGAGAACGGUUCUUAAAUUUCUGCGUUCGCGUGUUAUUGAAAAGCGCUAUCUUCGAGAAACUUAACCUCAUUAAUUUAUGCAAGUAUCUCUCACAGAUUACGACAAUUCGUUUUGAACAAUUUUGUUUUAUUUUUUUUUUGUUUGACAGGAACUGACACAACUGCAUUUGCAGGAUUUCGCGCCUGCAAAUGUUUGAAAGAUCAUUACCGUACGAAUUUGUUUGGGGCUUGUAAGCCAUGCGAGCUAGGAUUAGAAUGUCAAGAUGAGUCUGUAAAUCUUAAAGAUGGCUUUUGGUGGAGAUGGGAAAGUAAGACACACCGUGAGCUGUACAGAAACUUCACCAAAACCGUAAAGGACUCCUCAUUUACUCCUGAAUUACACAACGCGAAUGAUUCCGGUAUUGAAUACCCGUACACCAUUCCUCAACCGUACAGAUGCCCCAUGACAGAAGCUUGUGAGGGAGGUUUGAAUUCUUCAUGUGAGGCUGGUUAUGAAGGACCAUUAUGUGCAGUUUGCAGUGGUGGAUAUUAUAAACAACUGAAGAAAUGCAAACUGUGCCCAACUAAAGGAUGGAUGAUCGGACAGCUUGCAAUUAUGGGGGCAAUAAUUAUUUUACUGGUUAUUCUGGUGGUUUGGAGAAGCAAGAAAGAGAGCAAAAACGAUAUUGGACGAUCUUUUCUUGAUGAGGUCCUUGGAAAGAUUAAAGUUAUAAUUGGCUUUUAUCAGGUGACGUCUGGUAUAUUGGAGGCCUUUUCAUACAUAAAAUGGCCUAGAAGUCUUUCUUUUAUUGGAGAAUAUUCCGAAAUUGCCCAGGGGAACAUUCUUCAGAUAGCUCCCCUCCACUGCGUCCUUCCCAGCUUGGAACUUGAUGCAUUCGGAAGUCUGUUUGCAACUAUGGGAUUGAACAUUGCAGCAGUCAUAGUCGCCCUUGCUAGCCUUGCCCUUGCCACUUGGACAUCGACACGACAUAUUCUGAAUGAAGAGGCAAAAAUGAAGAAAAAAGGGCAUAUUAAAGCUGUCGUAAAGAGAAAUCUGUUUUUCUUUCUUUUCGUGACCUAUCUGAACACUUGCGUAAAAACAGCUCAAGUUUUGCCUCUUGCCUGCCACAAGAUCUGCGUUAACGAAAAAGAUGAAAGCUGCGAGGAGUAUUUAAAGGCCGACUACAGCAUUAACUGUAAUGGGGAGAGAUACAGCCGAUUUGUCUUCGCAGGAUACUGUUCCAUUGUGUAUGUGAUUGCCCUGCCUGGUGCUGCUUUUAUAGCAAUUUGGAAACGACAGAGAGGUGAAAAGAAAAAUGAAACAAACGACACAAAUGGUCACGAAGAUCAAAGCACCGAGCAAACCGGACUUCGUUUCUUACACGAAAACUACAAGCCUCAUUGUUGGUAUUGGGAACUGGUGGAGACAGUUCGAAAGGUUAUUUUGACCUCUGGAUUGAUCCUUGUGGGUGGUGAAAGCAGAAUUUACAUUGGAUUGGCUUUGGUUUUCUCUGGUUUGUAUGGGAUGUAUUUCGCGCUGAACUCGCCAAUAACUGAUCCACUCGAAAACAAGCUUAUGCUUUCUUCACUUGCCGUUACCUUCGUAAACCUUGCAAUAGGAGUCGUCAGCACAAUCCCGGAUGAAGGUUUUUCGUCAUCAGUCGACCCAAUCUUGGAUAGCUUGUUGUUCAAUGGCUUGGUCAUUGUUGCCAACUCCUUGGUCAUUGGACUACUUGUCGGUAAGUAA